AUGGAGGCCGACAAAGUCCUGAAGGAGAAGAGGACUGUUUUUAUCCAAUCCGUGACCUCGGGCAUAAUAAAUGGCUUGUUGGAUGACCUGUUAGAAGAAAGAGUGCUGAACCAAGAGGAGAUGGAGAAAAUAAGGAAUGAAAAUGCCACAUCUAUGGAUAAGGCUCGAGCUUUGAUUGACUCAGUCUAUCGGAAAGGGCCCCGGGCAAGCCAAGUGUGUAUCACUCUCAUUUGUAAAAACGACUCCCACCUUGCAGAGAAGAUGGGGCUCCCAGGUGGGAAAUCAGACAAUGAUCAAAAUGCACACGACUCUCAAGCAAGGCUUCUUCCCUUCACAGCUCCCCAGGCAGUGAAAGACAACUCAGCUCAGCUGGUGGUUUCAGGACCGGGAGGGAGCCUCAAGCUCUGCCCCCCAGACAUAGUCCAAAGGAUAUGGAAUGAAAAGUCAGCGGAGAUUUACCCAGUAAUGGGAAAGUCCACUCGGACACGUAUUGCUCUCAUUAUCUGCAACACAGAGUUUGAUAAGCUUCCCAAAAGAGCUGGAGCUGAUGCUGAUAUCAGAGGUAUGAAGAUGCUGCUGGAAGGUCUGGGAUACACUGUGGAUGUUAAAGAAGACCUCACUGCUUUGGACAUGAUUGCAGAGCUGAAGGCCUUCGCUGCCCGCCAGGAGCACAAGAACUCUGACAGCACUUUCCUAGUGUUUAUGUCUCACGGUAUUCGACAAGGCAUUUGUGGGAAGAAACACUCUGAGGAAGUCUCAGAUGUAUUAGACAUCAACACCAUCUUUCAAAGUUUGAACACUUAUAACUGUCCAAGUUUGAAGGACAAACCCAAAGUGAUCAUUAUCCAGGCCUGCCGUGGUGAGAAUGAAGGGGUGGUGUGGUUAAAAGACUCAGCAAAAGAUUCUGGAAACAGCUUCUCAUUGGCUCCAGAAGAUUUUGAAGAUGAUGCCAUUAAGAAAGCCCAUAUAGAGAAGGAUUUUAUUGCUUUCUGCUCGUCAACGCCAGAUAAUGUUUCGUGGAGACAUCCCAAACGGGGCUCUCUUUUUAUUAUUAAACUUAUCGAAAUUUUGCAAGAACAUGCCUGGUCUUGCGACGUGGAGGAAAUUUUCCGAAAGGUUCGAUUUUCAUUUGAGUCCCCGGAUGGCAGGGCACAGAUGCCCACUACUGAAAGAGUGACUUUGACAAGAUGUUUCUACCUCUUCCCAGGAUAUUAA
Messenger RNA from Pipistrellus nathusii (Nathusius's pipistrelle), 1215 nucleotides. Lineage: Eukaryota; Metazoa; Chordata; Mammalia; Chiroptera; Vespertilionidae. The record is from the annotation of a GenBank genome assembly.